GCAACCCACUCAAUAGCUCCUCAUAGCCGCUGACCUUGUAUUUGAAAACACUCAAUUAUACCCAAUACAUUUGCCGUUAAAAGUACGAAAUAAUAAUUUGACGGCCAAACCACAUAAUACUUUACUGAAUAAGUACCGCUGCUACAAUGCCCAAACCAGGCGACCAGCACGGGACAUGGCCGAAUCCCUUUGAGGAGGCAAAGCCGCGAAUAGCAGAAUGGUCUGCAGUUGAGAUUGCCACGAUUGCAUCCCGAUUGGAUAAGCAGCUUGGACCCGAAUACAUAUCAUCAAGAGCUGGACCCGGUGGCUCACGCGUACACUACCUCACGGCAGAGAAGUGCAUCACCCUCGCAAACGAAGUAUUUGGAUUCAACGGCUGGUCAUCAUCGAUCCAGACUAUACAAGUAGAUUUCGCCGACGAGAAUGCACAAACGGGCCGUGUCAGCAUCGGCCUCUCGGUUAUUGUACGAAUUACGCUGCGUGAUGGCACGUAUCACGAAGAUAUCGGCUACGGAUCUAUUGAGAACGCUAGAGGAAAAGCAAUGGCAUUCGAGAAGGCCAAGAAGGAGGGAACCACAGACGCAUUGAAACGAACGCUACGCAGCUUCGGCAAUGUCCUAGGCAACUGUAUCUACGACCAGGACUAUGUGAAGCAAGUCACCAAGAUCAAGGCCAACCCUGUCAGAAAGUUCAGCGAAGAUAACUUGCACCGUCACUCAGACUUUGCCCCGAAUCAAGAUACAAAGGAACCAGUGUCAAGGCCAACCACUGCCAUGGCCCCGCCUCCCAAGCCAGCCGCAGUAGCAGUCGAGUCCUUUGAUGACUUUCUCGGUGACUUUGACGAAGCAGAUUUUGCCGUCCCUGAAGACGGCCACCCCGACGAAAUAGUUGUCGCAGUUACCUCCGCCCCCAGCACACGCAACUCUUCCGCCCCGACACCAAAACCACCCCAAACUCCUAACCAAGCACAACCGCAACGCCCCAGCGGCGGCCCUUCAUCUGGACCACCACCGGCCAUUAGUGGCAUGGAACCAAACCCAGGAGAGCCCGUAGCAUUCUUCUCAGCGCGAUCUGUCUCGGCACCAUCCAUAACAAACGGCAACGGAGCCGGAGCCGCACCGAGCCGCCAACUCUUCAACCCGAAAGCUGAAAGCCCAUCGAUCCGCAAGACCCCCGGCAUCGACCACUCUUCGUCAAAGCCCCUCUCCCGCAGCGGCCAGCACGUCCCUCCAGCAAGCCAAGACGCCGAGACGCCAGGCAGACCAGGCGCCGGCGCCCCAGCAACCCGAGGCAAUGUUGUGAAUCCGGCCCUUGACCAUACGCGAAGAAUAGGCGCUCCUGGCGGUGCGGGAAGCCCGCUAGCAAACAGGAACUCGUACAAGCCGCCGACGAUGAAGCGGCCUCUGAUAGGCGAGAAUGCCCCGAAUCGCAUCCCGCUGGGCGAUGUGACGGCUAACGCUGCUGUUAUAGCUGGCGUGGUGAGCGAUGGCUUGGAUACGAAGCGACAGAAGACGACGUAAAUAGGUUCGCUGUAGUAAUGUGUUUCAUGCGUAUGGCGCCUGGUUUUGCUUUAUCAUUGUUAGUUCUCGGCGUUUUGCUUUCUUUUACAUGUCAGGCAGUGAGUGUAUGGUCUGGGACUGCUACCUACAGAGGUGGGCGAUACAGAGUUGCUCUUGAAGAUGCGACGGGAGGGAAGGAUGUCCAAAUGAUGGCUGAAGGAACUGAGGAGAAACAUGCUUUAUGAUCUGCUGAAAUCACACCAAUUUAGCUCGUCUGUAGAGACUGUUUGUUAUGGUCAAGUUUCUCUAAUAUUAUGAACUGAAUACGAUCUAUCUUUCUAUGUGCAGUUGAAAUGAAGUAAAAUAACAAAAAACCUCCCCUUAGGGCCAUUGUAACAAAAAGAGACUCGGAACAAAAAGAGAAAAAGAAAAUCAAAUGCUGGGCCAGCCGGUUGGCUGGUGGUAUCAGUGCCGUUUUCGCGCUUGUUUCUAAAUCAACUCAUAAUUCAUGUCAUCGUUAACGCUCCGGGCUGUUGACCGCCUCUGCUCGCUCGUUUAUCCAAUCAACCAUUUGCCUAAUUCCGGAGUUGGCUAUUCGGCCAGCCUUACCGGCACAUCUUGUAACGUGCCAGUAAGGCUUUGGUCGAUUUGAUUCCAAGCCCCCAAUCACACAGCCUUGCUUGAUCAGUCACCCGGUCUGGGGGUGGGAUGCGUGCAGUAGACCAGUAUUGGUAAAGCAGCCAGUGCGAGAAUCUCAGUAAUGGCAAGACUUGCGUUUCCGGUGCAUCCUAAUUCCCGUACAGACUGGCAGCUAAGGUUUCGGAUGGCCGGACUCUAUCCAAGCGCCACUCUCCUUCCAGCACAGCCUUGGGAGGUAGCAAUGCGACUUUGGAUUAUCUGGAAUCAGUGUCCUUUCAUUUUUUUUUGCUUGGUGGGAACGAGAGGGAGGCGGGACAAGUCGCGGCCAAGACGGGUGUGUGCGUGGUUGGCGCGCAAAGGUACAGCACAGGACAUUGCUGCAAGAGUCGGAUGGUAGUAGUGGUGGUGGCUCCAUUGCUGCCCCUCCCCCCUCCCACAGGCGGCUGACGACGAGGAUGCGACGGCCAUCUGCACAAGUACUCUGAGCGAGCUCGGGAAUUAGACACAUAUGCCCACAGAGACUUCUCUGCGACUGCCAGGACACCCCUUGACACUAGUGGCGUUGGUUGCAGCACCAGAGUGCGCCAGGACUGGCGAGGACUACCCACUGCGACCUCCCGUGUAGCUGCGUCGACUGCUGCAUCUUCCAGUCUGCAGACACACCAUGGCACCGGUUAUACCCGGCCGCCGUGGAUACUGCCCUCGCCUAGGUCUUCAUCUGUGUGGACUUCAGAUGGACUUUGUGUAGUUUGACGGAGGAGAAUCUCAUAUUCUGCAUGCAAAUCGACGUAGGCUUGUGUUAACGUUUGGUGUUGAUGCUGUGCGGUUUGCAAGAGCCCUUCUAGCUCGACAAUGCGCUGGUCCUUGCGUUCGCGGUACUUGCGCUGAGCUUCGCGGUUCUGUUCUCGGCGAC
Messenger RNA from [Torrubiella] hemipterigena, 3051 nucleotides. NCBI's taxonomy places the organism in Eukaryota, Fungi, Ascomycota, Sordariomycetes, Hypocreales, Clavicipitaceae. The record is from the annotation of a GenBank genome assembly.